This is a messenger RNA of Gaeumannomyces tritici R3-111a-1, 567 nucleotides long. RefSeq lists its product as hypothetical. The transcript has a single exon. The coding region runs from base 1 to 567 and encodes 188 amino acids. NCBI's taxonomy places the organism in Eukaryota, Fungi, Ascomycota, Sordariomycetes, Magnaporthales, Magnaporthaceae. The record is from RefSeq and is a predicted model, not a curated record.
AUGCAGAUAGGGGACCGUUCCAAUAGUCCGUGGGCGAACCCGAGGUCGGCGACACGUGGAUGUGAUGGGACCGUGACGUCUGUGGGAGGUGGCAGACAGGAGGUCCACGGGGCGCGGGGACGCUGCAGGCUCGGGCGUCGCUGGUCGGAUCCUUGCGGCGGAGAAUUGAAUCCCAAGCAGCCCAAGACGCAAGAACAAGCAGUCUCAAGGGAGGAGAUCCGGGAUGCCCAGAAAGGAAUCAAGCGAGAAAGCAGGCCGCGGUUGGGACAUCACAUCCACCGCACAUCCGCUGCCGCCACAUAUACUAAAAUUCCCCGUAGCAGCCCGCUGGAUGCAACCCUCCCUGCCAAUCUCGGUGGAUGCCGGCGCCCGCGGGCUCGCCGUUGGGGUUGCGGUGGCGGGAAGGCUUGGAGCCAGCUGCAGUCCGGUACCAAUAUCAUCCGGCUGGCGACGACGGACCGACAUGGGCAGGCGGGCAGACAGGCAUUUGCGCAUCUGUGCAUCACCCUUUUCAAAUCCUUAUCCUACUGCAGCAGCAGCAGCAGCAGCAGCAGCAAGGCCAGCUAG